UUUAGCUCCUUCCCUGUGGAGAUCAUACUAUUUAAACACUGUAAUUCUAACACAUUGCACACAAGAUAAAUUUUUUCACACGACGGAACUUAGACAAUAACUAAUGGAAAUUAUGGUGCGUUUUAUAGGAGAAUUAUCUAUAUUUCUUAUAUUGAUAAAUCAGUAUCAAUCAGCAGAAGUUCCAAGCGUAUCUUCCAAACUAGGAACGAUAACUGGAGAAACGAAAAGUGUAACAUUUCAAGGAAAUAAGUAUCAAGUUGAUAGAUACCUCGGAAUUCCAUACGCUAAACCACCGACUGGAGAUUUAAGAUUUCAACCUCCCCAGCCAUUCGGUUCAUUUUCCGAGACAUAUAAUGCUGUCGACUUUGGAGCCUCGUGUCCACAACCAAGCUAUCCGACAAUGCCGAAAGAGAAUAAGACAGACGAAAAUUGUUUAUUCCUGAAUAUAUACGUUCCACGCCAGAAACCAGAUGAACCUUCCGGUCACGCGGUUAUGUUAUAUAUACAUGGCGGCGGAUUAUCGAUUGGAUCAGGGGUUUUCUAUGAUGGGUCAGUAUUGUCGUCUGUAGAAAAUGUAAUCGUAGUGACAAUAAACUAUAGACUAGGGCUUCUCGGAUUUCUCGACAUAGACAAUGAAAAGGCGCCCGGAAAUGUAGGGUUACUUGAUCAACAUUUGGCGCUUCAAUGGGUUAAUGAAAAUAUCGGGACGUUUGGUGGUGACAAAGACAGGGUAACGAUAUUUGGGCAGUCAGCCGGUUCAACAUGUGUUGCUAUGCAAAUGAUGUAUCCGUCAAAUGAAGGAUUGUUUAGAGGUGGUAUUACUCAGAGUGGAGCCCUUAGCAUCCCUGGUAUGUACCAUGAAAAUAACAUUAAUAUUGCCAAAUUUUAUGCCAGAAGUUUAGGUUGUAGCUUUGAAACAAAAGAUGAAGUGCUCAAAUGCCUUAAAGAAGCAUCAUCUGAAACUAUAAUCAAAGUAUUUGUUGAUGCUACUUCUUCUGGAGAUUUUGAAUCUGCUGCAAGUGUCGGCGCUACUCCAACUAUUGACGGCAAAUUCAUCAGACACAACCUCGGGGAUUUACUUAAGAAAGCAGAGACAGAGACUUUUGAAGAAAUUGACUUCUUUCGGUCCGUUAAACUAAUUAACGGCGUUAGUGGCGACGAAGGUGCGAUGUUCUUAACGAUGGGUGGAAGUGCCGAAACAUUAGAAGAAUUCGAAGUUACUCGAGAACAAAUGAACACACAGCAGAUUCCUGGUGCGGUGGCUAUUAUGUAUGGAAACAAACCUGUACCGGAAGUGGUGCAACAACUCGUGAUUUCAGAAUACACGGACUGGGUGAAUCCAGAUGAUCCAAAACGACUCCGUCAACAAGUAGUGGAUCUUUUUGGGGACUUUUUCUACAAUAGCCCAGCUAUAGAAAUGAGCAGAGUCCAUUGUAAUGGAUCGGAUGUAGAUAGUUAUGUUUAUAAUUUUCUACCUAAAUUGGAUAAACCUUUGAUUCCAUUACCUAAAUGGGUGAAGCAUGCGAGCCAUGGAGAUGAAUUAGGACCUGUAUUUGGCUACAGUUUUGAUUUACGAGACCUUUUUAACAUAUCUGAGUACACGCCGCCAGAAUGGGAACUUGAUCUUUCAAACAGAGUAAUGAGAUAUUGGACAAACUUUGCUAAGACCGGCGAUCCAAACAAACCAAAUCCAGGCCUGUCUGUUGUUUGGCCGAAGUAUGACGUCAGUUCUCAGUCUUAUAUCAAAUUUGAUAGAGAAGAUUCCAUUGGUCAAUAUCUGUAUGCGAGACCAACGGAAUUUUGGAAAAAGAUUGUACCAGCUGUGAUAGAUGCUACUGAGCAUGCUCAGACUGUAACAGAACAAUUUGGGAAAAAAGAAGAACAAACAUGUGAUAAUGACGGAAAUUGUGGAUGAAUGGAAAUUCUAUAUAAAAACUUCGUUUUUUUU
Ruditapes philippinarum (Manila clam) is the source of this 1948-nucleotide messenger RNA. Its product is annotated as cholinesterase 1-like. NCBI's taxonomy places the organism in Eukaryota, Metazoa, Mollusca, Bivalvia, Venerida, Veneridae. The coding region runs from base 104 to 1915 and encodes 603 amino acids. The transcript is spliced from 2 exons. The record is from RefSeq and is a predicted model, not a curated record.